Molecule: messenger RNA, 972 nt
Organism: Rhineura floridana
Lineage: Eukaryota; Metazoa; Chordata; Lepidosauria; Squamata; Rhineuridae
Product: olfactory receptor 6N1-like
Exons: 1
Coding region: 1-972 (323 amino acids)
Biological process (GO): G protein-coupled receptor signaling pathway
Cellular component (GO): membrane
Molecular function (GO): G protein-coupled receptor activity; olfactory receptor activity
Source: RefSeq, a predicted model, not a curated record
AUGGAGAAAGAAAACCGAACUGUGGUUGCAGAAUUUGUCUUUCUUCAUUUCACUAGCAUCCCAAAUCUGGAGAUGGUGUUGUUUGUGUUUUUCUUAAUCAUCUACAUCCUUUCUCUUAUGGGGAACCUGCUGAUAAUACUUAUUGUGGUGGUGGACUCCCGCCUGCAGACUGCCAUGUAUUUCUUUAUCUGCAAUCUGUCGAUGGUCGAGGUCUGGUACACCACUGUCACAGUGCCGAAGAUGUUAGAAAAUUUGCUGUCACAGAAGAGGACCAUUUCCAUUCCUGGAUGCAUCACCCAAUAUUACUUCUUCUUUGCCUUUGCUGCCAUUGAGCUGUUUAUCCUGACAGCCAUGGCUUAUGACAGGUACCUAGCAAUCUGCAACCCAUUACGUUACUCCACCAUCAUGAACCCUAAGACAUGUAGAAAUGUGGCUGUGAUGUGUUGGUUUGUGGGAUUCAUCUGCCCUUUUUUCCCCUCCUUCAUGUUAGCAAAAAUUUCCUUCUGCAGCCCCAAUAGGAUCAACCACUUCUUCUGUGAUGCUGGGCAGAUAUUUCGCCUUGCGUGCACUGACACUUACGCCAUCCAGGUGGUGGGCUACAGCUUCAGCUCUGUCAUUGUAAUGGCUACUCUUUUGUUUACUCUAAGUUCCUAUGUGCAAAUUGUAAUCACCAUAUUGAAAAUGUCUUCUGCUGCUGCCCGGAAGAAGACAUUCUCUACCUGUGCCUCCCACCUCUCUGUAGUCACCAUCUAUUUUGGGACUCUCAUUUUCAUGUAUGUACGCCCAGCAGUAAAAUACAAAUCAAAUGCCAACAAAAUAGUGGCUGUUUUCUACUCUGUCAUCACACCACUGCUGAAUCCAAUGAUAUAUACGCUGAGGAACAAGGAUGUGAAAGAAGCUUUGAAGAAAACCUUCCUCAGAAAGAAAGAAAGAAAGCAAACAAAAAGAAUAGUACUAAAACAGCUGAGCUGA